Molecule: messenger RNA, 537 nt
Organism: Aspergillus aculeatus ATCC 16872
Lineage: Eukaryota; Fungi; Ascomycota; Eurotiomycetes; Eurotiales; Aspergillaceae
Exons: 1
Coding region: 1-537 (178 amino acids)
Biological process (GO): acetyl-CoA biosynthetic process
Cellular component (GO): cytosol
Molecular function (GO): acetyl-CoA synthetase activity
Source: RefSeq, a predicted model, not a curated record
AUGGCAGCAGAAACCAUCCAAGUCCACCCCUCCUGGCGAACCAAACACCCUACCCAACCACACCUAAACACCCUGGAGGACUACCACGCCCUCUACCAAGAAUCCAUCACCUCGCCUGAGACCUUCUGGAGCGAGCAAGCACACGAGCUCCUCACCUUCACCCGCGACCUCUACACCACUCAUCUGGGCUCCUUCGCGAGCGGCGACAGCGCCUGGUUCUUAGGCGGCCAGCUGAACGCCUCCUUCAACUGUGUAGACCGCCGCACAAUCCGCCACUCGGAACGGACAGCCCUGAUCUACGAGCCUGACGACCCAGCAGACGGCAGCCGCAUCAUUACCUACAGCGAGCUGCUGAAGCCAGUCUGCCGCCUGGCAUGGUGUCUGCGCGCACAGGGGGUCCGCAAGGGCGACAUCGUGACCAUCUACAUGCCCAUGAUCCCGGAAACUGUGUGCGCGGUGCUGGCGUGCGCGCGUCGCGGCGCCGUGCACGCGAACCAGUUGGCCGUUGGGGAGCCUACGUCUUUUGCGCAGCUGUGA